GGAGCUCUGGGUUGGGUUGCAUAAGGACUCUGUCGCCAUUCGGGAUGUCGUGUCCGCUUUAACACGUGAAGAGAAGGCGAUGAUGAUACGGCGCACACAAGUCUGAUGUUCAACAGCAAGAGUCACCGAACAAAAAGGUAAAAUCUUACCGCAUCAUAAAUCUUUUUUUGUUUGGUUUUGUUUUGAUUGUUUGCUUGUUUUAUUACUCCUUGUCUGCCUGUGAUAUCCCAGUUAUCAGAGUUUGACAGUUAUACUCAGUCUUACUCGACUGUCUUUUCGGUUGAAAACAUUCAGAGGCGUCAAAAAAGAAAUGAAAGUUUGACUUCUCCAAGAAGACUCCUGUCAUAGUGACACAGCGAAACAAAGUGAAUCGUUCUCGACCCCUACAUAAAUGAAAAUGAUCAAAAGCCUUCAUUUCCCAGAACCGCACACGCUCUAAACGUAAACACCGACUUUCAGUUUAACUUGCCUUUUUGUCCUAGAACUAUUUGUGUGUUUCAGAUCAUUCCCCCGAAUGCACACCACAUGGUGUCCUAACCAGCCUCAUGUUUUGUCAUCAGACAAACAGGUUUGUCGAGAUGUGCCGGCUCACGUAUAAACACCGCUCAGCAGGACUGCUCAGCAGGACUGCCGAGUUCACACGGUUCGAGCUUCUUUGACGUUUGUGGUCCUCUCUCGGCCCAGAAUGCCCAUCAAACACUUUCAGAUUGAAUAUGACGCCAUCAACACCAGGAACAUUUUCACCAAUGGAGACACCAUCAAUGGACGGAUCAUCCUAGAAGCCUCGACGAAAACAAGGAUCCAGUCACUUAUUUUCAUAGCUAAAGGAAAAGCUUUAGUUCGUUGGGUUAAUUAUUAUGGGGACAUAAUCGACAGGGAGGAUGAAGUGUUCCAGGACAAGCUAAAAUAUUAUCGAAUCAAACAGGAUAUCGUGAAAGAAGGAGAACAAGAUGGCAAUGAAGUCAUUGAAAAAGGAAGGCAUGUGUUUCCUUUCAGCUUCAAGAUACCAAACAGCCGAAAGAUACCUUCAUCUUUCUCCUCAAUCUAUGGUCAGAUUGUUCAUACAUUGAAGGCAGAGCUCAAACAGUCAAUGAAGCUGAAGAAAAAGGCCAAAACUCACUUCACAUUCGUGGGCAAAGCAGCAGGAUCUGGAUUCAUGGCCCGUCAACAUCAAAGCAUGUACAAAAACCUUGUCCUUGGCUCUGGAAAGGUUUCGAUGGAUGUCCAUACAAGGCACACUGGAUACAAACAAGGUGAGGCCCUCCGGGUCCGGGUUGAAAUUGAAAAUCUCUCAAGUCGCUCCGUCAAACCCAAAUUUGUAUUGUAUGAGAAGAAGAGCUUCUUUGGCUCAAGCCGAGGUAAAAUUCUGAGACAUGACAUAAUGAAGGAAAAGGCAGAUGCAGUCGAUGCGAACGCUGGGAAAAAAACUGUGAUAAAGGAAAUCAUCAUCCCUCCAGAGCUUUCUCCGUCCAUUUUGAACUGCUCCAUCAUCAAGCUAGAGUACAGGCUAAAGGUGUAUUUAGAUAUCCCAUGUGAGACAGACAUAGUGAUCAAACUCCCUAUUGUCGUCCUACCUGAGGUGUCAGAGGAGAAUCCAUCUCGGUCUGACACAUUUGGAAGUCCAAACCAGCCAGCCUGGAUGUCACAAUUAAUGGAGCCUCCACCUUCCUAUGAAGAAUCUGCAAAGUAUCCCAUUUUUCCUUUUGGAAAUUAACGUACUCCACUGGAAACGCCUACUUUAAAUGGGGACAUCAUGACUUUUGCACAAUUUUUGUACGACACCUCGUUAUGUUUUUUUUAGCGAUCAAAUGGUGGCAUUACCUACAGUCCAACUUUUCCUCCAUAAAUAAGCCACAUAAAGUAUGAUUCAGAUCAUUUCUUUGAGAGCACGACAGCUAUCGCAGAUAAUGAUUUUAAGAAUUCAAAGAAGAGUUACUUUUUUAAGUAAUGUCUAAAAGUACGUAAUGAAAUGUUCAUGAAAGGCUUUGUGACUGGAGAUGUAUCCUGUAAGAAGGCCCACCUCCUCUUGCACACUGUCUGCUGGAGAUAGGCAAUGAGUUGCAACCUUUAAGAGAUUGGUUCAAAGAAUUAAAUUAUUUUGAAUGCACUUUAUUUCAAUGAAAUGUGGAUGAUCUUGACACUUUUCUUGGGUUUUUGGCUUACAAUUAUAUGUAUUGUAUGAGAAGCUGUAGUGAGAUGUUUGACCGUUCUUUAAAGGGGAUAUCCCUCAUGAGUUUUUACAACGCAUAAUAUUAGGCUUGACAGAAUUUUUGACUCACACCAAACUUGUGACGAGUGACGAAUGUUGACGAGUAUAAGUAUUUUAAAAAUGCUGUUUUAAAAGCCCCACACCUUGACUUAAUCUUGCUGUUGUGUUUUGCAUUUAAGGUUUACUUGAUCCCUUUUAAACUGUUUUGAAACAGUUUAAAUCACCUUUUAAAGGUGAUUUCACCUGUCAUAGUUUACUAUUUUAGUUGAACAAUGUAUUUAAAGUUAAUUUGCACUUUGGUCCAAUUUGUUUUGUUUUAAAUGUGUUGUUUCCUUAAAUAAACUGACAUCAAACUGUGAUGUUUGAUACUUUAAACUUAGAUUUUUUCUACCUUUUUGAAAACAAUAACUACAGUUAUUUUCAAUUAACUAAAAUGUGCAUGUCUAAGAGGCUUGUUUGUCAGAUAAAAAACAACAACCUUUAAGACAUACCUUUCAUUAAGCACCCGUUCCACAUGAAAAUUUGUUGCAUUUUUAUUGAUCUUGUGCAAUAUUCUAAUCUUAAAUGCUGUGUUUUUAUA
Fundulus heteroclitus (mummichog) is the source of this 2789-nucleotide messenger RNA. RefSeq names its product arrestin domain-containing protein 3-like. NCBI's taxonomy places the organism in Eukaryota, Metazoa, Chordata, Actinopteri, Cyprinodontiformes, Fundulidae. Gene Ontology annotation, cellular component: cytoplasm; plasma membrane. The coding region runs from base 686 to 1714 and encodes 342 amino acids. The record is from RefSeq and is a predicted model, not a curated record. Gene Ontology annotation, biological process: protein transport. The transcript is spliced from 6 exons.